Molecule: messenger RNA, 1845 nt
Organism: Punica granatum (pomegranate)
Lineage: Eukaryota; Viridiplantae; Streptophyta; Magnoliopsida; Myrtales; Lythraceae
Source: RefSeq, a predicted model, not a curated record
UUUAAUCUCUUCCGGCGUUGGCUCUGCUCUGCUUCUCUUUGUUUGGGGGAUGAAAGCUUGAAGCUCUUCCCGAGCCUUCCGUUGCUUUCACUGCCCCUAUCUCUCUCUUCCCCCACCGUUCUCUCAUUCUUGGCGGCCUCCUGUCGCCUACAGCUGCAGCUUCUCCCGCUCCUGCAGCUGCUCCGUUGUUGCCCACCCGAAGUACAAUAAUAAAAGAGGGUAUUACAGUGGAGCUGCUUUCAGUUGGUGGCCAGUGCAGGAGAUAUAAUCAAUGGCAGUAAUACCCUUUGGAAGCACAUGUGUUGCUCAGUGGGGUAUUCGGCCUCAGCUUUCCCUCAGGUCUUAUGCCACGAACGGGGGACCUGCGUUAGAGUUCCGUUUUACUAGUAGCACGAGGCCCUUGGAAGCACGAUCUUCAAGCUUAUUCUCCCGGUGUUCAUUGCCUUUGUCUUUUUAUGCGGGUUCAUCUCGGAAUUCACCUCAACGUAGGGGCAUGAGAUUCGUUGUUAGAGCAGAUGCUGAUUAUUAUUCUGUUCUUGGGGUAUCGAGAAAUGCCAGCAAAUCUGAAAUUAAAAGCGCAUAUCGGAAGCUUGCAAGGAACUAUCAUCCAGACGUGAACAAAGAACCUGGGGCAGAACAAAAAUUCAAGGAAAUAAGCAAUGCUUAUGAGGUCUUAUCAGAUGAUGAGAAACGAUCCCUUUAUGACAGGUAUGGAGAGGCCGGGCUUAAAGGCGCUGGAAUGGGCAUGGGACAGGACUUCAGCAACCCCUUCGACCUGUUUGAGUCGCUCUUUGAGGGCAUGGGGGGAAUGGGAGGCAUGGGGGGAAUGGGAAUGGGAGGCCGAGGCUCUCGCAACCGUCCUGUGGACGGGCAGGAUGAGUAUUACAACCUCGUUCUCAACUUCAAAGAGGCUGUCUUUGGGGUUGAGAAGGAGAUUGAGAUAACUCGCCUUGAGAGCUGCGGGACCUGCAAUGGCUCCGGAGCAAAACCUGGGACCACCCCAUCGAAAUGCACAACCUGUGGGGGGCAGGGACAGGUCGUGUCCUCCACACGGACCCCUCUAGGCGUCUUCCAGCAGGUGAUGACCUGUUCUUCGUGCGGAGGGAGUGGACAGAUCUCCACCCCUUGUGGGACCUGUUCUGGGGAUGGACGGGUCAGAAGGACAAAGAGAAUAAGCCUCAAGGUCCCCCCGGGAGUGGAUUCAGGGAGUCGGCUCAGAGUCCGGUCUGAAGGGAAUGCAGGGAAGAAGGGCGGGUCUCCUGGAGACCUCUUUGUGGUCAUUGAUGUUGUCCCUGACCCUGUCCUCAAACGGGACGACACAAACAUCCUGUACACUUGCAAGGUGUCCUACAUUGAUGCCAUCCUAGGGACCACAAUCAAGGUCCCAACUGUCGAUGGGAUUGUUGACCUUAAGAUACCCGCUGGGACCCAGCCCAACACAACCCUGGUAAUGGCGAAGAAGGGGGUCCCCUACGUUAACAAGAGCAGCAUGAGAGGGGACCAGUUGGUUCGGGUACAGGUGGAGAUCCCGAAGAGGUUGAGCAGCGAAGAGAGGAAGCUGGUCGAGGAAUUAGCCGACCUGAGUAAAGGGAAGGCCGCUGCCAGCAGGAGAUAGUGGCCAUCUAUAGUUUUGGAAUUUUAGCUUGUUUUUGUAUUUUCCUACUUAACUCAUAUAUAUAUAUAUUUUGACAUCAAUCAUUUGAUCAUAAGUCUGUUAGAUUGGGAAGGGGAAAAGCCAUGUACGAUCAGUACAAGGUCGGUCUGCCAUUUAUGGGAAUGAGGGAUAAGAUCAGAACAAUUAAUAGGUUACUGAGAGAAUCGAAAUUUUGAUGUUCUUUUGAACAA